GGAGGCGGCGGGAGGCGGCGGCGGCGGGGUCGGCGAUGGCUUUCGAGGCGCUGGCGGAGGCGGCGGAGCGGUGGUGCGCCCGCACGCCCUUCCAGCUCAUCGCCGCCGAGGAAACGGAGCGGCGCAUGGACUUCUACGCCGAGCCCGGCGUCUCCUUCUACGUGCUGUGCCCGGAGGCCGCCUGCGGGGACAAUUUCCACGUGUGGAGCGAAAGUGAAGACUGCUUACCUUUUCUGCAGCUCGCACAGGAUUACAUCUCCUCCUGUGGGAAAAAGACACUCCAUGAAAUAUUGGAAAAAGUCUUCAAAUCCUUCAGACCUUUACUUGGGCUUCCAGAUGUUGAUGAUGAUGCAUUUGAAGAAUAUAACGCAGAUGUGGAAGAAGAGGAACCAGAAGCUGAUCACCAACAGAUGGGUGUCAGUCAGCAGUGAUUUUCUGAGAAGCUAAAAUAAUUCGGAAGCCUUUGGUACCAGGUGGGGUCAGGUGGUCCCACGUUAGCCUGUUCGAAUUAGCACAUCACAAGGGGAUAUCUGGCUGCCAAGAUAAAAGUUUCACAAAAAAUGGUUUUAAAAAAAAAAAUAAUAAUAAUAAUAAUUUGUGAUGAGCUUUGCUAAGAAGUGACCUGAAUUUUGCUCCUGCUUCAGUGGGUUUUCUAUGGAGUUGUCUUGGUAGCAUUCUGCCGCUAUCAGUCUAGAAGUAGUUUUGUUGCUGACUUGUCUCUUCGAUUUGUGCUCGAGAGUAGCAUUCGCUGACGUGAAUGUAGAGUACUGAGAAUGUAGGAAACGUGUGGUGAGAGUGCCGAGUCCUCACCGGUGACCUUUCCAAGGAAACCAGCGCAGAGAGCAAACACCACACAACCUGCGCUCUUCUAUUUAGUUCAACAGCUAUAGUUUUUGAAAAAGUACCAAACUUGGAGAAACUUCUCCUUAAAAACAGUAGUUUAAUAGUGGUUGGUGCUGCAGAAGUGCAUGUGAAGGCUUAACAAAAAUAAUGGGAAGUGGGAAAUCCAGGGGGUGUCAGACAUAUUAAUGUUGUUUUACUGACACCUGAGUUUACAAGUGCUGAAUUAAUAACUGGGAGUAAUGUGUAUCAGCAGCACACAUUAUUGUCAGCCCUGGUACUCAAAACACCAUGUGAUCCAAAGGCAAGUGCUGCUUUCUUACAAAUGAAGUAAAAAAUAGCCAUUGCCUAUCUCACUUCUGCAUGACAACCAACUUUAAGCUUCGCUGGUUUUGAUACACUGCCAAAUUAUUACUCAAACCUCGUGGCAUCGUGAAUUAGAAUCAUAAAAUAUACUGAGUUUGAAGAGACCCAUAA
Messenger RNA from Pipra filicauda (Wire-tailed manakin), 1317 nucleotides. It is a transcript of the gene MTURN, whose product is annotated as maturin, neural progenitor differentiation regulator homolog. Gene Ontology annotation, cellular component: cytoplasm. Gene Ontology annotation, biological process: positive regulation of megakaryocyte differentiation; regulation of signaling. The coding region runs from base 36 to 431 and encodes 131 amino acids. The transcript has 3 exons. The record is from RefSeq and is a predicted model, not a curated record. Lineage: Eukaryota; Metazoa; Chordata; Aves; Passeriformes; Pipridae.